UGCAAAAAUACAAAAUGGAUACUACCAUUUGUCAUCUUUGUUUGAGUGGAAAAAUACUAUGAAGAAUUAAAAGAGAAUGAUCAAUUUGUUUAUAAUGAGUAACUCUGAAUGUCCAUCAUAUGGCACAGGAAACAUUGAAUGUCAGCCUUAUAUCUGGGCAAUAUUAGCCUUCUUGGGUUUAGCACUGACUAUAUCACUGAUCUUCAACAUUUCUUACUACAAGGAAAAGCACCAAAAAGAUAAAAUACUUGCAUACGCGAAUGACUACUUUCCCAGGGAAGAUGAGUCUUAUAUUGAAGAUACACCAAUUUAUGGUAACUUAGAAACUGUGAUUCCAGAAUCAAUGGAUGAAAACUGCUAUGAACAAAUGAAAGCUCAACCAGAGAGACCUGUGAGUGAACUGCAAGAGGCCCCCCGACCUGCACAGGUAACCAGUGAAAGAGAGAUGUUCUAUGCCCCACUGGGCCACAACAAUGAGGGGAAGCGCAGGAAGCCCAGGAAACAGAAUGCUUUUUUGUCAGACAAGGAUGAAAACAAGCAAUUACCUUCAAAGAAUGCCAGUAUUUCCCAGACCACUCUGGUAGACAAUUUCCCACCAGAAGGCCAGACAGAGGAGGAAAACAUUCACGAUGACCCCAUCAGACUGUUUGGACUGAUUCGUGCCAAGAAAGAACCUACAAAUUAGCUGGGCUAUGAUUGGGCUCUUGAUGACAUGGUGUUCGAGGAAACACGAUACCCACAUGACACAGUAUGAUUUGAGGGGGUAAUGGUCUGAUCGUUUGUUAGCGAGAUAGCCCUUGCCUCUGUUAUCUAGAGUUUACCACCAAGCAACCAAAAGUAAUUCCGU
Messenger RNA from Talpa occidentalis (Iberian mole), 847 nucleotides. Its product is annotated as T-cell receptor-associated transmembrane adapter 1. Gene Ontology annotation, biological process: positive regulation of T cell receptor signaling pathway; negative regulation of receptor recycling. The transcript has 6 exons. NCBI's taxonomy places the organism in Eukaryota, Metazoa, Chordata, Mammalia, Eulipotyphla, Talpidae. Gene Ontology annotation, cellular component: T cell receptor complex. The record is from RefSeq and is a predicted model, not a curated record. The coding region runs from base 77 to 685 and encodes 202 amino acids.